Messenger RNA from Cyprinus carpio (common carp), 1848 nucleotides. RefSeq lists its product as uncharacterized. The record is from RefSeq and is a predicted model, not a curated record. Gene Ontology annotation, biological process: mRNA export from nucleus. Gene Ontology annotation, molecular function: mRNA binding. Lineage: Eukaryota; Metazoa; Chordata; Actinopteri; Cypriniformes; Cyprinidae.
UGGAAAGACCUGCCUACCGGGAUUAGACACAGCGCUAUUUUGGAGCUCUUGUCACAUUGCUCGUCAGAUUCAUAGCGCUGCUGGGCUGGGUCACGCUGCUAGGACUCGACACAAAUAAACACCAAGAAAGAGCAUUGAAACCGGGUUAAUUUAAAAAGUUUCAUAGUUCGUCACUUCAUUAGUGUUUCUGCUUUGACAUACCUCUGGAAGUUACCGAGUGUAAAUACUUUGGCGUUUGCGAGACACACGACGCUUCUGAAACUUUUGCGUGCGGAACGACGUUGAAAGACGAAAUGGGCGAGAAUGAUAUUCAAAUGGAGAGUACAGAGCAAAUGCAGGAGCCUCACGCUUCAACCUCGGACAAAAUCGACUUGUCAUUAGACGACAUUAUAAAGCUGAAUAAGAAGGAACAGAAGGCAAACAGAGCUGCCAACAGAGCUAAAACUAAACGUGCUGUUAACAGGAACAACGUCUUGAAGAAACUCCACCAGGUUCCGCAGCAACAGAGGGGACUCAGACGAGGAGCGCAGCAGUACCAAGGGCCUGGCAGGGUGAGAGGUUUAAGGAGACAAAGAGGAUCUGGGAGGGGCAUGAUUUCGAGAAGGGAUUCACUAAAUAGAGCUGCUGCUGCUGCCACGACUGGUGAGCAGUUUGAUCAGAGCACAUUCACAUCGAGGGGAACAUUCAGAGGACGGGGAAGAGGUAGAGGAAGAGGAGGCGGACUGAGCAGGGGUGCAUUCUCAACAAGAGGACAAAGGGGUGGAAGACCAUUUGUAUUAGACAGAGGGUUUGCCGCUACAAAAAGAGCUGAGAAACUACAAAAGUAUCAGACAAUAAGAAGUCGAAGAACAGCACCAUCUGGCUCCAUGCUGACAGUUUCCCUGCCAAAUGCUAAAUCUGCACCUGUCGCUGUGAAGACGUCUAAUCAGACUAGGAGGGGUGGGGCAGUGUUAAGAGGCAGAUCAUCUAGAGGAGCCAGUACUUCUUCACUUCAGGGGAUUCAUCUGCAAUUUAACUACAAAGCAACUACUAACCAGACUGCCGUAUACCUUAAUGACCGUUUCACUGACCUGAGGUUAAGAGGCCAAGGACGAGGCCGGGGAAGAGGAAGAGGAGCUGUUGGAGAAGGUGGAAGAGGUGGAGGAAGAGGAAACAUUGUUGGGGGUGGACAAGGUAGAGGACAAGGAAACAUUGGUGGUGUAAGAGGCAGAGGAAGAGGAAACUUUAUGAGGGGUGGCAGAGACAGAGGCAGAGGAAGAGGAAACUUUAUGGGGGGUGGCAGAGACAGAGGCAGAGGAAACAUUAUGGGGGGUGGCAGAGGAAGAGGAGGGGUUGGUGUGACAAGAGGAGGAAGAGGCUUGAGAAGAGGGAGGGGAGGAUCAAGAGGAGCCGAUCGAACAGUAACUCUUCAGUGAUUAGAAUUACAUCCAUUCAAUUUUAUGAAGUAAUAGUAUUUACUGAAAAAUUCAUUUUUGGUAAAAAAAAAAUAAUUUUGGUGCAUCACUGUUUACUGUAAUAAUGUCGUUCAACUUAAUAUCUGUAACAUUUCUGACAGCGGGAUAAGGGGUUUUUAUUGCUGUGUACAAACAAAAAAAAUGUCCUUUUUAAAAGAAAAUGUAAAUUAUUGAUUGUUAUAUGAUGAAGGUUUUUACAUUUUUAGGUUAUGAAAAAAUAAAAUGUUAAAAAGUACCUCAUACAGUGUAAAUACUGUUUUGCAUUCUGAUAUUAGAAGGAAAACUCAGCGAUAAAAACUGAAUCCUAUACUUUAAACAAAAUGUAAAAAAUAUAUAUCAAAAGUUGUUUACAUUUGAUAUCAUCAUAUCAAUAAACACCAAACAAUGAACAGUU